This is a messenger RNA of Panicum virgatum (switchgrass), 984 nucleotides long. RefSeq lists its product as uncharacterized. The transcript has 3 exons. Lineage: Eukaryota; Viridiplantae; Streptophyta; Magnoliopsida; Poales; Poaceae. Bases 121 to 771 code for a protein of 216 amino acids. The record is from RefSeq and is a predicted model, not a curated record.
CCGCACGGACGGCGGCAAGAGCCAAGAGGACGAGGCUCCAGCAAGGCGGCCCACCACGGCUUCAAGCCUUCAACAGGCGGCGUCACGACCAACCCAGAGGCUUCACAGCAGCGGCAGCGGAUGUCCGACUCCCCACAGCUCCAGCACUCGCCUCCCCCUCCCGCCCCGCCGCCACCGCCGCCGCCGCCGCCGCCGGAGGCCAGCCCAACACAAGCCGAGUCAGCGGCAGCAAAUGCCCAGCCCCAGCUCAACCUGAUUCCGGUGAAGCCGAGGAUGAUCAUCAAGGGCGUGCUCGGGCGGUACGAGCGCUGGAACCCCGUGCACCCGACAGCCGGCACCUUCUGGGGCGUCGGGCUCGGCCUCGGCUGCGGCGUUGGCUGGGGCCCGGGAUUCGGGCCCGAGGUGAUUGGGUACGUCGGCGCCGGGUGCGGCGUGGGGUUCAGCGUCGGCUUCACGCUCGCCGGCGUCGGCAUUGGCCUGCCGCAGCACGUCCUCAUCAGGAACAACGAGGACAGCGGUUUUGCAAGCAAUAUGCCAUUUGAUUCAGCAAGGUACUACGCUGUAACUGCCAUCAGAGGCUUGGUCUGGGAUGCCAUCAACUAUGUAGCGGCAGUGAGGAAAGAAUCUCGGCAGAAGCUUCUGAAGUUCCAGGACAACCCUCCUGUCUCAGGAGGAGUUGGUCUGCCCAAGCUGGGGAAAGGCAUGCCAAGCAGCAUCCAGUCCACCGUGGAAUGCAUCAGGGCCUUCAAAGAUGAGCAUUGGCCUUCUUAAAAUGAAAAUCUAGUAUUCAAUCUAGCUAUUGAUUAUGUAGAUGCAUCUGUAAAUAUGAUGACGCUCUUUUGCUGCACUGUGCAUUGUGCAACAGUGAUGUAAUGUGAAUUAAAUUUCCACUUAUAUUGUAUACCCACAACUGUAGCCAACAUUUGUGAUAGUGUAAUGUCAAAUCGGGUAAUUCCUUCUGAACACAAGGCAGGUUUAUGGAUA